UAUAUCAUCAGUCUUACAGCCGGUCGCGUCGCAGUCGACCGCUAUCGUAUUCAAAUAUUUGGCUACUAUUAACUUAAGUUGACGAUAUUUCGGAUAAUAAUGCAUUCAAGGUCAACAAGGUUAUGCUUGUGUUGAGUUACCCAUGAUAUAAUGUCGUGUACGGAACUGUAAUUCUGAUUAUGUGAAUGAAAAUUAAAAGUUAAUUAGGGAAUAGAUUUCAAUUUGCUACUUCUUUUCGAGGCUGAAGAAUUGUACAAAAAUGGCGGGAACAGUGUUUGGAAUAUGGGAUUACAUCAUAAUGGCGGGUACGAUGGUUGCGUCUGGUGCCAUUGGACUGUACUUCCGAUUUAGUGGCGGGAAACAGAAAACUAAUGAGGAGUACCUUCUUGCCGAUCGGAACAUGUCAAUUUUCCCAGUCGCUGUGUCCCUCAUGGCCUCCUUCAUGUCAGCCAUCACUCUAUUGGGAGUCUCCGCUGAGAACUACUACAACGGCAUGAUCUUCGUGGUUAUCAACUUAUCAUAUGGCCUGAUCAUACCCACAUGCACCAAAUUUUACCUCCCAGUAUUCUUCGGCUUACAAAAAACCAGCACAUACGAAUAUUUAGAACUACGCUUUGGAUCUAAAAUUAGAAUGCUCACCUCUUUGACAUAUACUUUACAAAUGUUAUUAUACAACGGAAUAGUUUUAUAUACCCCUGCCCUGGUCUUAGAAUCUGUUACAGGAUUAAACAGACUGAUAUCAAUAUUAGCAGUUGGAUUAGUGUGCACCUUCUAUUCUACUUUAGGAGGUAUGAAAGCAGUGUUAUUUACCGAUGUUCUACAAUCCUGCUUGAUGUUUGCUGCAUUAAUUAGUAUUAUUGUAUUUAGUUCAAUAAGUCUGGGAGGAUUUAGUCAGAUAUUUAUAAAAGCCUCUGAAGGUGGAAGAAUAAAUUUUAACAAUUUCAGUCCUGAUCCAACACAAAGACAUACAUGGUGGUCGUUAAUUAUAGGUGGAUUAAUAACAAAUUUAUCUUUAAAUGCGGUUAACCAUACGCAGGUUCAAAGAUUGUUAACAGUGAGCACCCUGGAGCGAUCAAAAUUGUGUUUAUGGUGGAGCUGGCCAUUUUACGUCGCACUCAGUCUUUUGACGUGCACUAGUGGGCUUGCUAUUUAUGCCGUUUAUAAAGAUUGUGACCCCUUGAGUGAUGGAAAAAUUUCUUCAAUUGAUCAGUUAAUGCCGUACUACGUGGUGGAUGCCAUGACGGUGAUUCCUGGUCUAUCUGGCCUCUUUGUGGCCGGCAUCUUCAGCGCCUCGCUGUCGACUGUCUCUGCUGCUUGCAAUGCGUUGGCUGCUGUCACCCUCACUGAUUAUGUAGGGAGAUGGUGCAAAGUCCGCGAAGCAUAUAUAGCUGUGUUGACCAAACUCGCUGCGUGCGCAUACGGCCUCGCGUUCCUAGGCCUGGCCUUCCUCGCGGAGUACCUGGGCGGAGUCCUGCAGGCCGCGCUGACCAUCUUCGGAGCCGUCGGAGGACCCCUGCUUGGAGUGUUCACGCUUGGCAUGUUCACCACGUAUGCCACUGAAUUGGGUGCAUGCCUCUCGCUCGUAAGCGGUAUGUCCAUGACAUUAUGGAUCAGUUUCGGUGGCCCUAGACCACCAACCCUCAAACUACCCCUCAGCACCGAGGGGUGUGCAGUCAAUGGAACCAUUAUCACCCCUACACCAUACGAUCCUAGCUCCUACUUCUAUUUGUACAGGAUAUCUUACAUGUGGACUAGUGCGAUUGGCUUCAUCUGGGUGAUGGUAGUCGGUACCAUCAUCUCUUUGCUUUGGCGACAACAGCAACCCUGGGAGAAGGCAGGGCGCACACAUCCCGACCCUGCUUUAUUCACCCCGCCACUGGCCAGGUUCCUCAAGAAACAGGUGGAGAAAGAGAAACCAGUCAUGAUGCAGUAGAUAAUGCUUCAGGGCUGCUUGUAGUCGUAGAUAACAUCCCAUGUGUGACAGGUGGGUACGGUGAUUCUACCUUAGAUUAAUGAAAAAAGCUGUAUAUUUAUCAUAUGUAAGAAAUCGUAUCACAUAUUUUCAACAAUCGAUGUACUCAGUCGUUAUUAAAAAAUAGAAUUCUUAGAAGAUGCUUUGCCUUUAGUAUCACUAACAAUCUCGGAAAUGUGCUUUUUGACUUUAUUUUUAAUAACUAUCUAAGUACAUUAAAAGUUUUAAGAUUUCUUUUGUAAAAUUUUCUAUUUUCGCAGUGUGAGCUCCUUAAAUACAAUGGGAUACAACAUUGAAGAUGCUACAGUUUCUGCCAACAUUAUUUACGUAUUAGAAAAUAGUUAUAUGAAACUAAUCAAGUACUUAUUUGUUAUCUACAAUAUAUUUGUUUUGCCUAAUUCGACAAUAAAUUAUUAGUUAUGUACCUAUGUAGGCAUUGUAGGCACUGCAACUAUUUAUCCGGAAAAAAAAGAGUAACUUUUUAUUGAUUGAUUUAGUUGCCGUGUGAUAUAGGCCCAUCUAUUGUCGGAAAUUUAUAUGAAAUAAAAAAACUUAAUUUAUGUGAUAAAAUUACAUCAAAAUUGGCGAAUUAAGUUAUUGAUUUACAAACAUACAGGCUUGCGCAUUUAUGUACUUACAGGUAUAGAUAAUUUAGUUAGAUUAAAUAACGAAAACUGUCGAAAAAAAUGUUUUACCAAAUCUAGCUGUUAACUGACAUUCCUCGCAAGAUCUCUAUUUGUUUGAGAUCUAUAUUUUUCUGUACAGUUAUUGUUACAUAUUUUUUGAAAUAAAAAUAUUUAAUACUAAUCUUU
Plodia interpunctella (Indianmeal moth) is the source of this 2784-nucleotide messenger RNA. RefSeq names its product putative sodium-dependent multivitamin transporter. The record is from RefSeq and is a predicted model, not a curated record. Gene Ontology annotation, biological process: transmembrane transport; sodium ion transport. The transcript has 10 exons. Lineage: Eukaryota; Metazoa; Arthropoda; Insecta; Lepidoptera; Pyralidae. Gene Ontology annotation, molecular function: symporter activity. The coding region runs from base 260 to 1933 and encodes 557 amino acids. Gene Ontology annotation, cellular component: membrane.